CAUGCAUCGAACAUCCAUACAAGGGCGCGCCACAGCGCGCGCAGAAGCCAUGGCCUCCAAGACGCCUCGGAACAUGCACAUGGACAUUUUUGUCGCGUACGAAAGGUCCUGGAGCAUACAGGACGCGUUGGAUCAACAUGCAGCCCUUGCAGAGCAGCGGGAAGUCCUGACGGAGAUCGGCCGCAACCGUUUGCGGGUGAGGCAGACGCAGCUGUCCUUUGCGGAGCUGGAGGUGACGGAGGCCUUGGAGGCAGCUCGGUCCAUCAGCGCGCUGGAUGCCGGCGAUGCGCAGAAAGUCCUGCAGCUGGCAGGCCGCGUUCGGGCGGCAGUCCGCGACCUGCGGACGGCCGCACGAAUGAAGCAACUGGAGCAGAACAUCGUGAACAAGCACCUGGCGCAAGCGGACCAGGAGAAUGAGCAGAGCCGGCUGGAAAUGACCUCCAUGAAGGAGGUCAUCGAUGACAAGUCGUUGGUUGUGGCGGUGGAUGACUCGCAGCCAGCGCCUGUCUCUGUGGAUGCCGACGGGCAGAUUCUCAAACAGAGGUACAAGUACUGCACAAACUGCAAGGUCGGGGGUCAUGGCCAGAGGUUUUGCGAGUACUUGCUUGAGAGACCUGAUUGGCGGGUUUACCCAAACCAGAAAUGGUUUGAGGAUGAAAAGGGCAAUGAAUAUCAUUGCCCGCUGGGCAAAAAGUUGGUGGAUUUUGCAGACGAGUCUCACUUCAGCCGCAUCGCAAUGUAUUUGAAGGGAAGGGCGUGGCUGGAGGAGAAGACCAAGGUUUUGGAUCUGGCUCCCGGCAAGAUGCCGGACACGUACAUUAUCGAAGACGGGCAGUGGAGAGGAGCAGCUCCUCCCCCUGAUGACCAGGUUUCCGAGCUGCCCUGGUUUGUGAAGGAGGCGGACAGGAAUUGGGGCACUUCCGUGCAUGUUUGUGCAAGACCUUCGGCUUGUCUCAGCCUGGCAAAGCCCAAUGGGGUCUACGUUGUGCAGCCGCACAUCAAGGAUCCGCUGCUAACAGAGGAUGGCCGCAAGUGCCACAUAAAGUUCUACGUGCUCUUGCUGGGCUUUGAAGACGGAGUUCGGUGGAAUUUGUACACGUUUAAGGAAGGCUACCUUUCCAUCUCUCCCAACAAGUGGUCGCCUACUGACCUGUCAAAAGACACACAGGUGACCAUCAUUCGUUCUGAGCGCAUUGGUACUUGGAAGGCGUGGGCGGAUGCCUAUCCCAAGUGCAAGGCCGUCGUUGCAGAGGUGAUAGAGCGUGCUGUGACUCUGGGACGCCUAGAAGGACGCUUGGGGAAGAUCCAGUUCGAGAUUUUCUCAGCGGAUUUCAUUGUUGACGCCCACGGAGAUGUGUGGCUUUUUGAGUUCAACAUGAGUCCGGUGCUGAAAGACCCGAAGGACGAGCCCAAGGUCAAUGACGCGGACAUGGUCCGGGGUGCGCUGUCAAUUGUAGCCCCAUGGAGCGGCGGCCCUGGGCUCUGGGACUUCGCUGGUGAGUUUCGGGGCCAACAGCCAAAGGCCAAGGCGCCCGCAGCGCCCCAAGGGCCUCCAGCGCCUAAGGCCAGCGGGGCCAGCGGGGCCAGCGGGGCCAGCGGGGCCAGCGGGGCCAGCGGGGCCAGCGGGGCCAGCGGGGCCGGCGGGGCCGGCGGGGAAAGCAGGGCUGGGGCAGCUCCGAGCGAGGUCGCUUGACUUGACCGCGGACAAGACCAGCCUGCGGGAGACUGCCUUCAUCAGAUCCUGGGCUCCCACAUCAACUCCCAUUGCGAUUGGAAAAGCUCGGGGUGUCCAACUGCUGUCCCCAUGCAUCUGA
Effrenium voratum is the source of this 1814-nucleotide messenger RNA. Lineage: Eukaryota; Dinophyceae; Suessiales; Symbiodiniaceae. The record is from the annotation of a GenBank genome assembly.